AUGAUGAAUUAUAAAGUAGGUGAUCGUUUGAAGAUUGAGGGGAAUUUUUGCACCAUACGGUUUGUUGGCGUCUUUCCAAAAUGGCCCUCUUCAACCACUUACGGUGUUGAAUGGGAUAAUUGCAAUAGGGGUAAGAACUGUGGUGUAUAUGAAGGUAAAACCUACUUCAAAACGGCUUCAAGAUUCGGUGGCUCUUUUAUCAAAGAAUCUGCACUUAGCAAGAAGGUACAUACCUCUGUUACGUUUUGGCAAGCAAUUGUCAACAGAUACAUGUCAACGUCUGAAUGGGAUAUCUUUUAUUUAGGCUCAAAGAAGAUUGAAGCCGUUGGCAUUGAAAAGUUAAAUGAGAAGAAUAAGAAACUGAAGUCUUUUACCAAGAUGUCUUUGGCCGACCACCUUAUAUGCGAUGCAUUGAUGGAUGAUGGAGAGAUGCAGCUUGUCAAGGAGAAUCUUAUUAAUUUGACAGAAUUGGAUCUAUCGUAUAAUCUUCUGUCGAAUAUUGAUUAUUUAUGUCAAAUAAUAUCACAUUUAACUAAUUUGCAGACUAUCGAUUUGUCCGGUAAUCGGUUUGUAGGGCGAAUACCACACAAUGCAUCAUAUUUGUUUACCCAAGUUAAAUCGUUGUCGUUGGUAGAUUGUGGCCUGGAUAAUGAACAACUUCGAAAUCUCUUUAUGAUAUUUCCUUCAAUUGUAAAACUCGAUAUAAGUAAGAAUGCGCUUUUGGACAUCGAAGAUGAAAAGCUGGUUUUUCCUAAAAGCAUGAAGGAAUUGGAUUUUAAUUACAAUAAACUGAAGCAUUUAUCACAAAACCUCUUUGGCCCCAAUAUUGAAAUCUUGAAUAUGUCUCAUAACGAAAUAGAAUUUGUGGAGGUGGGAUUCUCCCUUUGUUUGAAAAAUAUUGAUCUAUCAUAUAAUCGCAUUAAUUGUUGGGAGGCAGUCGAUCAACUAAAUGCGAAUUUUCCUCAGCUCUAUUCGUUACGAGUGAAUAAGAAUCCUCUACUUUGGAAAGAUGAUAUCUCCAGCUUUUAUGAAGUUAUUGGGAGACUAAACAACAUCAAAAUAGUAAAUGGCUCUUUUCUAUCUGAUGAAUUGAGAUAUGAGGCUGAGCUCUUUUUUGUCUCAAAGUUGCGAGAUGGUGAAACGUCUCUAAACAAAAGCUUGAAACGGUGGGAGCUUCUGUCACAUAGGUAUAGAAUUACACCAACCAGCAUGGUACCAAUGAAGACGGGAUUAGAUCAAGUUUUGCUUGAGGUUAGCCUUGUGGAUCAAGAUAAACAUAAAACCGAACAUUUAACAGUAUUGUCUUCCUACAGCGUACGUUACUUAAAAUGUAUAUGUUGCAAGAAGCUUAACAUGAAUAUGUUUAGGAUAAAAAUAUAUCAUGGUGUCUCCUCUGAAGUAGUUGAUGAAUUAGACCGUGACUUCUACACCUUGAGUCAUUUUAAUAUUAACGAUGGAGAUACAAUCUAUUUGAAGACCAAGUAG
Molecule: messenger RNA, 1485 nt
Organism: Zygotorulaspora mrakii
Lineage: Eukaryota; Fungi; Ascomycota; Saccharomycetes; Saccharomycetales; Saccharomycetaceae
Gene: PAC2
Product: Pac2p
Exons: 1
Coding region: 1-1485 (494 amino acids)
Cellular component (GO): cytoplasm
Molecular function (GO): protein kinase binding
Source: RefSeq, a predicted model, not a curated record